Molecule: messenger RNA, 1599 nt
Organism: Gregarina niphandrodes
Lineage: Eukaryota; Apicomplexa; Conoidasida; Eugregarinorida; Gregarinidae
Exons: 1
Coding region: 1-1599 (532 amino acids)
Source: RefSeq, a predicted model, not a curated record
AUGGGUUUCGAACCAUGUUCGGAUACGCAUCGAGCCGAAGCUGUGUAUGUUCGUAGCUACAGUACCUUGGCCAGUUUGGCGGAGGGUGUGGUGGAGAGUGCCCCGGUUGCAAACAAAAAGUUGCACGAAUUGUUGUCUAUGGAGGAGUGGAGAAGGGUGAAGAGUAUAACGAGAGAAGACUUGGAGAAUUGUCAGUUGGCUUACUUGGAGCUUGGAGCCAUCAUCUCCAUGUUUCUGUCUGACCCCUUUGGAGAUGUGACGUUGGAGACGAAGGCGUGGCUAGGUCCGAUACUGGGGAAUCAGAAGGUGACGCUAUCGGGGAGCCAAAAGGGGCAGCUGUUGUGGAGACAUUGCGACAGUAAUUGGGUGACAGGUUGCUUUCUACAGCGUUCCGACGUCCCGACGGAUAAGCUGGUCAACUUUUGUGUGGAUACGCUGCACUAUAUGCCUGUGGUGAGAAACGUGAUCCUGGAGUGUUUGAAACCCACACCACGGCCUCGGAACUACAGGAACCGAAAAUCGGUAGCGGGUGCUCGGGAAAUACUAAUGCGUAUCAUGGCAGGGUUAUCAACGUCCUCCCUUGGUGCCGAAAGAUUUGGAAAACUGAUAGUAUCAACACCAGCGACCAAGAAAAGUUUCUUUCCUUCUAUAGAUGUUACGACCUUACCGUCAACGUCGCCCCGUUUAUUCCUAGACAGACCCAUCAGGUCUGUGUCAUGGACAAAAGUUAAGGACGACAGUAUGUCACGACACACAGUUUAUAGACGCACUCAAGCCAGCUUCUCAAGGUAUGCAAAAUCUCAGGAUCCAAAAACAUCAGUGUUCCCACAAGACGACGUGGAACUAAAGUUAGACAAUCUGCUUGAUGGAGAUUGGACAAGUCUGAAUGGAUUGAAGGGGGAGGAUGUGUUGAAGUCUACUCUGGCCUAUUUCGAGCUGGGGACAAUUAUAGAGAAAUAUAUACUUGGUGCCUUUGGAAGUGUAUGUUCUUCCAUGUUGCAAAAGGUGGCCACAGCGAUGCAUGACGGACGUCGAUCAUUACCAGUUCGGGGGUGGAUCGCAGGGUGUAUAUUACGCUAUUCGAAAGUACCCAUUUACAAUCUAAUCCAAUUCUGUGUUCGUGACCUCAGUUAUAAACCGCCCGAAAGACCGAUUUUAGAAUGUCUUAGAUUCAAAUCGAACACAACCUUCAGGACUAUAGAAGAUGGUAGGCAUGAGGAGUAUUGCGCGAGCAUGAUUGCUCGACUAUCUGGCCUAUCUGAUAUCGUAUCAAUCCCUGAAUGGAUCGCAUUAACAUCAGAUAAAGAGCGGCUACUCAGAUAUAUAGUCCAACAGACACUCCCGAGUUCUGAACCACCGAGUUCUGAACCACCGACCGUACCAUCAAAAGAGGCGAAACGAACUACGCAAGCCAAACGGACUACGGAGACUGAAGAAGGGUGCCUUUCUUACAAGAGAAGAAAGCCAUACGCACAUGUGACUUCGACCACGGAAGAAGGCGGAUUCAUGUAUUGCCAUCCCAAUGAUCUGAUCGAAUUCCUGGACUGGGUUGAAUCAGGAAUGUGCGAACAUCCAGCCAGAAUGCCCUGCUCCUCGUGA